Pelobates cultripes (western spadefoot toad) is the source of this 3068-nucleotide messenger RNA. NCBI's taxonomy places the organism in Eukaryota, Metazoa, Chordata, Amphibia, Anura, Pelobatidae. The record is from the annotation of a GenBank genome assembly.
GUUUCCUACGAUAAUGAUUUUGUGACAUCAUCAACUUACAAAAAUAUUGAAAUAAACACAGUUGUCACUGUAAAUCUGGCAUGCGUUUGAUGGAGUGUAAAGUGCUCCUGAAGGUGUUAGGUUGCUGAGUGCCUUCUAUGGUCAGUUAGUGAACAUUCAUAUAAAUAGUUUGAAGAUCUGAUGGUCUAGAAAAAAUGGGGGCUGCUCCAGUGAUACAGUAAAAGCGGAGGACAGCUGAAGAAAAAAAACAAUGUCUGUCAUCCAAGUGACUUCUUCUGGGCCAUGAAAAUGUAAUUUUGACAUGUGAGUUGGCUUUUUCUGAUUUGGUUAGUUGAUUGUGGAAAGGGUAGAUGUGUUUUUGUGCAAUUGCUUUGUGGAAUGAGUUCAAGAUUAUUUGUUAUGGUAUUAACACACAUUUAUGGGUAAUAAUAUAAAUAGAAAGGUAGAGGACAACUACAUAAGGAUAGAAAGACGAUUUGCUGGUACUUAAUGGGUCCAGGCUUAAUUACAUAUCUAAAGAGGUAAAAAAAAGCAUGUCUGUAAAAAAAACAAAACAAGUCAAGGACAGGAUUCCAAAAAAAACUAAGCAUAUUACUGUGGUCAAGGGCUAUAUAUUGUUUAUUUGAUGACAGUUGUCUGGGAUGUAUUAUUUUAUUUUUGCUUUAAAUAAAUAUAUUUAUAUAUAUAUAUAUAUAUAUAUAUAUAUAUAUAUAUAUAUAUAUAUAUAUAUAUAUAUAUAUAUAUAUAUAUAUAUAUAUACACAGUGUGGUAUGCCUGUGUCUGAUGUCCUGGCCCAUGCUUAAUUAUAACUUAUGGGUGUUUUAAUCUAUUUUUAAUUGAAUUCUAAAGAAUUAUGAAUGAUACCAAGCAUAUAGAGUAUUAAUGAGACAUUUGUAUAUUGUUUGCUAUUAUUUGUAAAUUCAUGGUUUUAAAUCAAGAAUGACAUUUUUGAAAUGGUAAUAUGUUGUGUAAUUUUAAAUAUAUAAACUCUGUGGUCUGUUGCUCAUUUCCCUGUUUUGACUAUACUUUCAAUUCAACAUUGAUGAUUUCUUUGUUCUUUGUUUCUGCAGGUAACACAUGAGAAACAAACAUUAUCAUUUAUCACCAGACAAGAAACACAUGUGGAUAAUCUGCAUCCUGCUACCGUGUUGAUUUAUGAUUAUUAUGAGCCAGGUAUGUAACAUUAUCAACAACACCAAACAGCAAUUAUCUUCCAAAUAUGGUUAUACAAAGACAUGUCCGUAUAGCCACAGAGAUGUAAGUAAAGAAAAUGAGAGCAAACAUAUGAUAUGAAAACAAACAUAUGAUAUGAAAACAUACACAACUGAUGACACACAAUAAAAAGUGAAAAUUCCUUCAUUUUUCUCACAUUAUACAAACCAUCUGUUAUUACAUCUGUUAUUUGAUAAACAUUUCCCAAGUUUUGUAAGUACCCCGUUAUCAUCAGAUGUCUGUCUGUCUGUCUAUAAACGUAUGUGUUUAUUGAGUAAUAAAUGCAUUUGAUCUGCUCUCAAAUUAUUCUCUGUUCUUAUUUCAGUGCAUCACGCAGUGGUGGAAUUUAAUUCUCCUUGUAAUAAAGGUAAUAAUUAAUGUUCAUAAUAGUAGUUCAUUGUACUUUUAUAUUUGUAGAAAAUGGUUUGUGGUUCCCAUCCAAAGGGACUAUGUGUGUGUUUUCUUUCUAUAAUUCAUGUUCAUAACAAGGAAACAAAUAUCUAUUGUAAAAUCUACUGAUUGUUGGUUCUUUGCGGUUUCCAACCAACUAUCCUCUUUUUCUUUUGUAGCCUAUGGUAAUUGUCCAUCAGAUGCCUCUCACAGGAAGAAUUGUGGGCAUCCAACGAUUGAUAGUGAAGAAUGCCUCCGGAGACAUUGCUGUUAUGAUACAAGUGUCCCUCAAGUACCCUGGUGUUUCUUCCGUGAAUUUUAGACAGGUCAGUUAUUUCUUAAAGUAAAUUUAAAUAUGAAUGAAUCAAAUCUAUGCAUUGUGCUAAAAGAAAUUCUCACAACUAUAAAGUAAAAAAUUUCCCUUUUAUGAUGUUGGGAUAAAUAGUGAAUAGAGUAUUGCUAACAGAUAUGCUAACACAUUAAAUGCAUGUUAGCAGGAGAACCCACUUCUGAAAUGUUUCAUGCUUGCCUUUAGUGUGAAAGUAAACCUGUGGGAAGGAAUGAUGUACUACAGGCAAACUCUGUAGGAGAGCAGCUGUUACAGAGAAAGAAUAAUAGAAACAUUCAUUUUAAUAGUUCACUCUGAACCAGAUAUAACAAAUUAAUUAGAUUUACGACAUGCUGGGAGAAGUUUCAACAGUUAUGGAGAGCAAAUUUAACAACACACUGGAAAAAAAGAUGGGUAUUCUCAACAGGCUACAAGGGUUAUGUUAGUGAGUAAAUAUGUACAUAGUUAAUUGUGUAAAAUAAACUGAGCCAGAUAGAAAACUGUAAAUUACAUUGAGCCUGGCAGUUUUACUGUAAGGUGUCAUGUUUUGUAUUUCUGUGCUAUUGCCGUUACAGUUUAUAUAAAACAUUACAAUAUAUUUUAGUACUGUUUCUCCUCCUUUCUUUAUGCUCUGCAGACUGACUGAGAUCUGGAAAGGGCAAAGCUUAAAACAUUGAUUAACAGGGAGAAAAAAAGUUACAAAAAAAAGUAGAAAAAUUAGAAAAACUGUAUAAAAUGUGGGUUCUGUUUCCUACAUUUAAAUAAGAGUAUAAAACCUGCAUUCUUCAAUCCUAACUAUCUUUAUAUUAUGCUUAUUUAUUUUAAUACGAACUGAAAUCCAAUUAGUGUUACAACUCUGAGUUCUAGUUUUUAUAAGAGAUAUUCUUUUUUUGUCUUUCAGAAUAAAGAUGAAACAUUGGAGCUUAAGAAACUGAGUUUAUAUCAUAAUCUUCAUGUGGCACCAGCACUGCAUCUGUACAAGCAAUUUAUAAUAGUUACUGAUUGGUUGUAUUUUAGCUCCAUCAAAAAAACAAACUGAUCCUAUUUACUCCAUGUACUUCAUCAGAUUGAACCAACAUGAUAAUAAACACCUUAAAAUUCUUUUUUUUUUUUGGUUUGGUUUUAUUUGAAUAAGACG